CUUCUUUUUUUACAUACAUAUCUAACUAAUUUUUUUAACAGAGUCCUCUUCUUAUUUAAUUUAUAUAUAUAUACGAAUCAUCCACCAAUUAAUACUUACACAAGAUCAACCAUGAAAUACAAUGAGAUCUCCCAUUUUAGCCACCCUCAACACCGGCUUAAACCAGGAUACACCGAGGUCCCAUUCAAGUGUGAUGGAUGCAAGGAAGUCGGUAUAGGGUCCAACUACAAAUGCAAAACAUGCAACUACGACUUACACGUCCAUUGUGCCCUCCCGUCCCCUUCCAUCAUCCAUCCUUUCUAUACCAAGUGUUCAUUCCAAUUCCUUGCUAGGCCCCCAGGGCCAAUAGCCCGUUAUUGCAAUGCAUGCGAGAAAAUAGUGUCAGGCUUUGUUUAUCAUUGCAAGUUGUGUGGAUUUGAUCUCCAUCCAUGUUGUGCCAAGCUUCCAACUAUGUUGGAUGAUGGUGAAGUGAAAUUGUAUCUGUAUAGAAAAGUAGGGUCCUCCUGCCACAGAUGUGGCAGAAAAGGACGAAGUUGGAGUUACAGGUCCGCGUGCAAGAAGUACAACUUGCACGUGGCUUGUGUGAAAGAAAUGCUAGUUGAGAGUUGGCAUGAGAUUUAUUUUGGUAGGAAUAAUAUUAUUGGAGUAAAGGGUAACUCUAGUGGUGACUUGUAUGGUCUAACAAGGAAUUUUGAGACAAGAAUUCCAAGCUUAAAGGGAACAUUGGAAAGCUAUCAUCAUAAUCAUCAAAGCAAAGGGAAAGUGAAGAAGUGUUGUGAAAUGGCUGGUUUGGCAAUGCAGUUUGUGAUAUCAGCAGUUCUUGGUGACCCCACCACUCUAAUUGCAGGUGUUGUUGGUGCUUUAAUGUCUAAAUAGAAUUGGUAUUUAAGAAAGAUAGAUUUCAUAUAUGUGUGUGACACUAGAUCUUUUGUAUAUAUAUAUGGAAAUCAAGAGUGCGUACGUAUGUCACUUGAAUAAAACAAUAAUAAUAUGCAUAUAAUAUGUAAUGUAAAUGUUUGCCAAGUUUAUCUGCCAGAUGUCCUCAAGUCAUCAACAAUUAAUGACAAAA
This is a messenger RNA of Erigeron canadensis, 1069 nucleotides long. RefSeq lists its product as uncharacterized. The coding region runs from base 112 to 876 and encodes 254 amino acids. The record is from RefSeq and is a predicted model, not a curated record. NCBI's taxonomy places the organism in Eukaryota, Viridiplantae, Streptophyta, Magnoliopsida, Asterales, Asteraceae. The transcript has a single exon.